CGACCGUCGACCGACCGCUCCUGGUGCCUGUGAGCUGUCAGUGCCAGGAAAAUGUUUUGCUUUUAGUGGUUUGCCAUCUAUCGCCAACAAAAAUUUGCAAGUUUUUCUGUAAAAAAUGGAAAGCCGCCGUAGUAAAAGGAGCGACAAUGCAGAAAAUGCCCUCAUGUCGUUUGUGGAAGUGAAGGAAGAACCGGAUGAAGAGGUUUUCGACUCGAGCGGAUCGGUGCAAAAUGUGACCAGUAGAGGAAGCAAAGGUUCCGAAACAGUAAACAAGUCCACUACUCAAGUGUUGCCCAAAACGGCAGAGAUAAAAGAGAGCAAAACCCAUUACAAAAGGAGUCGUGGAACACAGGUCAAUGCGGAAGAUAUCGAUAUGCUUCAUGUAAAGAGGUUAGAUCUGUCGAACAGUGGUGCUGAAAACAAGCCGAUAAAAGCCAUUGGAACGGAAUCAAAUCCCCAGUGUCGAUUUUGUCUGCGUAGGGUUUCUAGAGAAAAUUUGAAAAUCAUCCUUCGAAAACAAAGCACGAAAGCCUACGCUGCUUUUCAGAUUCGAGUGUUUCAUCACGAUGCUUAUCCGUUGGCUUGCUCCAACUGUUUGAACAUGAUAGACAUAAUCUUGGAUUACAAAUCAGCAGUGCUGAAAGCGCGCAACCUACUUCUAGAUAAAAGAAUGCAUUUGGAAAAUAAUGGUUGGGAUGAUCCAGUAAAUAUCGAAUGUUUUAAGCAAUGCAAAUCUACCAUAGAGCAACAUCGAAUGCAAAUGGAUUCGAUCUAUGACGAGCAAAUGGUGAGGGAAGAAAGAAGGAUUGCAUCCAACGACAAUGAGCAGAUUAUGGAAGAAGAGCGAAGAGAUGCGUCAGUACUAGAACCGAAAAUGGAGCUUAAUAUCGGAGAAGACGAAGCACAUGUUCCCAGAGAUGACUUAAUUCACAUUAAUCAAAGCGUAACUAUUCCACACACGAUGAGUGAUGAAUGCACUGCUGAAUUUGCUUUGGAAUCUGAUAUCAAUGAAGUAGAACACGCAUAGGCUCACGUAGCUGACUCUGAAUGUUUAAUAAACACAGAUGAAAUUUUCGAAAUGUCCCAUGCAAAUACUGAACUUGCUGUACUCAGUAUCGGCUCUCCAGCAAAUGAUGAAGAUAAAUCUACAUCUAAAAUUAGGAGAGUAAAGGAGAAAAAAGUUUACUAUUCUUCAGAAUCUGACCACAAUACAGAAGAUGCAGAUUACAAUCCAGUUGAUUUGAAUUCAUCUGAUAAUGACGACGAUGAUCCAGAUUACACAUCACAACAACUGGUAGCGAAACAUAAACCACCUGGUAAAUCAGAAAUUAGGCAGACAAAUGAUUCAGAGGCAGCGCCACGUAAAAAAAGAAAAUAUAGAAAAAGAGAUAAACAACAGGAUCAACAUAAGUCACAAGGCAAACUAAAGAAACCAAGGAAGCCACGCAAACCGAAAGAAUCAAUUCUGAACAGGCCACCUGACUAUAAACCACCAUCAGUUCAGCCAGUUUUGUGUGAUUUAUGCGGAGAAUCCGUUCGACCUGAAACGAUCGAAGGACACAGAAAUCGCCACCUAGGAAUCAAACCGUACAACUGCCCCAUCGAUGGUUGCGAUUGGACGUUCCACGGUCGAUCCAACAUGUCCAACCACAUGCGGCGUAUGCAUCCUGAAAACGGAGUACAAUCGCAUAAGUGCGAUGUUUGCGGCAAAUACAUCCGAGGGAAGCGAGGCAUUUUGAAUGAACACAAGAAGCUGCAUGCGCUGAAGGACAAAAGCUACGUGUGUCAAGUUUGCGGAAAAGGUUUCACGUUGAACAGAUACCUGCGACAGCAUUCGGUCAUACACACUGGGCUGUUCCCGUACGAGUGUGGCUAUUGUGGUAAAAAGUUCAACAAUAAAUGGAGUAUGAAGACUCACGAGAAGAAUAUGCACGAAAAGAAGAAUCAAAUCAACUUUGAUCAAGAGAUUGAAACAGAAAAUCCUGGACAAGCAUAUAACGAAUGAAAGUGUUAACUGAACUACUGA
Molecule: messenger RNA, 2026 nt
Organism: Armigeres subalbatus
Lineage: Eukaryota; Metazoa; Arthropoda; Insecta; Diptera; Culicidae
Product: zinc finger Y-chromosomal protein 2-like
Cellular component (GO): nucleus
Molecular function (GO): zinc ion binding
Source: RefSeq, a predicted model, not a curated record